UGCUUGUAUAAUUAGUGACAAUAUCUAAGUGAUGUCCAUUUCCUCUCUAAAAGGCGGGGUGACUUUAAUUUUUUGAUUUUUAUCUGUAUUUCUUUUGUGGUAGUCUAUGUCUUUUUCUUCUUUGAUGUUACUGAUGUCCAUGUUAUUCCCAUUUGACUUCAAUUCAUGCCCACCAAGCCAUCUUUCCAUAAACUCCUUCACAAUUCCAUUUCCUUCUUACAAGAAUGGUUUCUUUUGUAUUUUUAUCAAUUAAUAUCCAAUACUAUCACCAUAUUCAAGAACCAAAAGGGCAACCUAUAUGGUUUUUUUUUUUUAAUUAAUUAUGAAUUCAAUUUCCCAUUAGAGUUGGGCAAAUUAGUUGACCUCUAAAUCAUACAAUCCGGUAAUAAGCUCGUUGCUUAAGCCUCUUUGAUAUAAUUUAGUCUUUAGCAUUAAAUGGUAAAGAUUCAACACUACAAUGCUUUUAAGCUGUCUGCACUUGUGCAAGCAAAUUAAAGAUACCAAAAAGCACUAGUAAAGUGGCUACACAGACAUCUCCAUUAUGAAUCUGGCAGCUGCUUUGAUUUGAUUACAACUACAAAGGACAAGAAUAUUUUCAGUGGUGAAAACUAGCUACCAUCUUCCACCUCCAAAGUGCUUGUAUAGGACUCUGAACAGGAAACCAUGGUGAAGAUGAUGAUGGAACCCUUGUUGGAUGAAAAGUGAGGUAAGACUUGUAAGGGCAAGUUCCACUGUCCCGAAGUGAAGUUGCUUGUCAACUUUGAGGUAAAGAAAAAGAAAAUUGCAAAAAUGAAGUUUAUGAAAAUUGGAUCUCGGCCAGAUACCUUCUAUACAGAAGAGGCUACUAGGUGUGUGCUUAUUUAUGCAUCACCAACCUUCUAUAUCAUUCAAAAAUUCGCAUAUGAGCUGUAUCUGAUGGUGUUUAAUUUGCAAUGCAGGUCUGUGAUUUCGGAUGUACCCAGUGAUCUUGUUAUACAGAUUAAUAACAUUAGUUACCUUCUCCAUAAGUUUACACUUCUUCCAAAGUGUGGCCUUUUGCAAAGACUAUGUUCAGGUUCUGAUGAUUCAAGCACUAUUACAUUGAAGCUUCAUGACAUUCCGGGGGGAGAAGAAGCUUUUGAGUUGUGUGCCAAGUUUUGCUAUGGCAUAACAAUCAAUGUUUGUGCACAUAAUUUUGUACCUGCUUUUUGUGCAGCUAAGUUCCUUCAAAUGACUGAAUCGGUUGAGAAAGGAAACUUUGUUCUGAAACUCGAGGCCUUUUUCAAUUCAUGCAUACUUGAAGGUUGGAAGGAUUCCAUUGUCACUCUUCAGACCACUGCAAAGUUGACUGAGUGGUCGGAAAACCUUGGAAUCAUCAGAAAAUGCAUUGAUUCAAUUGUCGAAAAAAUACUUACCCCCCCUGCGAAGGUCACAUGGUCCUACACUUAUACCAGACCAGGGUACAAAAAGUCCCUGCAGUCUAUCCCCAGGGAUUGGUGGACGGAGGACAUAUCUAACCUUGAUGUAGAUCUCUUUAGAUGUAUAAUCACUGCCAUCAGAUCAACAUAUAUGCUGCCACCACAGCUUAUCGGUGAAGCAUUGCAUGUAUACGCCUGUCGUUGGUUACCAGACACUACAAGGAUUAGAACCCCUGAGAGUUCAGUGUCUCAAACUGAAGAUGUUUUUGAAAAGAGCAGAAGAAUUCUUGAAGCCAUUGUAAGUAUGAUUCCAGCAGACAGAGGAUCAGUUUCAGUUGGUUUUUUACUAAAACUCCUGAGCAUUGCAAACUACCUUGGAGCAUCCCCAGUUUUGAAGGCAGAACUCAUACGAAAAUCUAGUCUGCAAAUAGAUGAGGCAACAGUGAGCGACUUAGUCUUUCCUUCACAGUCAUCCUCCAGCCAGCAUUUUUAUGAUAUUGAUUUGGUUGUGCCAGUAAUAGAAAGUUACUUGAUGCGAUGGAGAAGACAACCACCUGAAACUGUGGAAAACACUCAACUUAUUAGAACAAUUAGAAGGAUUGGAAAGCUUAUUGACACUUACCUCCAAAUGGUUGCAAGGGAUAAGAACAUGCCUGUAUCAAAAGUAGUAUCACUUGCUGAAGCCUUGCCAGAUAUUGCCAGGAAAGAUCAUGAUAACCUUUACAAGGCUAUCAACAUUUAUCUCAAGGAGCAUCCUGAUCUAAGCAAGGCAGAUAGGAAGCGUCUCUGCAGAAGUCUAGACUGUCAAAAGUUGUCUCCAGAAGUGCGAGCCCAUGCUGUCAAGAACGAGCGACUGCCAUUGAGAACCGUUGUUCAAGUCCUCUUCUUUGAACAAGACAAAGGUUCCAGGGCAACCGAUCCUAGAAUGCUAACCCAGGAGUUAUUCCAAAGAGAGAAACAGAUGCAAAUAUCCCGUGACGACCUAAAUAAGCUACAUUUAGGUGGAGACGAGCAAUCUGUCAGUACAGAGGGAUUGAGAAGAACUCCAGUGCUUGAAAGCAGCAGUAGAGAUAAUCAAAAAAAGAAGAGACUAGAAAAAAAUUUACAGCAGCUUGAGAUUGAAAUAGAGGAAGUAGAGGCCAAGAAGGGGGCUAGAGAAGAUGGAAGUUCUGGAAGCAAGUUGGAUCCCAAGAAAAUAAUACAAAGCAGAAGUAGAUCAGACCAUGGCCGUGAUAAAGGUAGGGAAAGAUAACAAAAUCAAGAGCAACCCAUUUCUCUCCUUUCUUUUGUAUUGUUGUAGUUCUGUUCUUUCUGUAAGAAAUGUUUAAUUUUCCAACUAGUUUCUCCAUUUGUGUCAGUAUAUAGAUUUUAGAUCCCUUAGAAGCUUACAAUUUUAUUUAUUUAUUUCGUCUUGUUGUUGUAAGUUCAUCUUAUCGUCUGCUAAAAAAUGGGAUUUGCGUUGAGUGUUUCAUCCA
This is a messenger RNA of Hevea brasiliensis (rubber tree), 2872 nucleotides long. Its product is annotated as BTB/POZ domain-containing protein At5g47800. The coding region runs from base 790 to 2649 and encodes 619 amino acids. The record is from RefSeq and is a predicted model, not a curated record. The transcript has 6 exons. NCBI's taxonomy places the organism in Eukaryota, Viridiplantae, Streptophyta, Magnoliopsida, Malpighiales, Euphorbiaceae.